Messenger RNA from Paraphaeosphaeria sporulosa, 6170 nucleotides. RefSeq lists its product as uncharacterized. The transcript is spliced from 3 exons. The coding region runs from base 328 to 5913 and encodes 1861 amino acids. The record is from RefSeq and is a predicted model, not a curated record. Gene Ontology annotation, biological process: long-chain fatty acid biosynthetic process. Gene Ontology annotation, molecular function: magnesium ion binding; holo-[acyl-carrier-protein] synthase activity; 3-oxoacyl-[acyl-carrier-protein] reductase (NADPH) activity. Lineage: Eukaryota; Fungi; Ascomycota; Dothideomycetes; Pleosporales; Didymosphaeriaceae. Gene Ontology annotation, cellular component: fatty acid synthase complex.
UAUCUCUCUGCUGUUCCCCGAGAGAUAAACAGCCAAUGCCGGGUCGCUUCCCUUCCUGAACCUCCCGCACCUGUCGAACCACUUUCCGCAUCCAGGCCCAACCGUGGGUCGCCCUCUGAGCUGUGCCAGCUCAAGCUUCCUCAAGCUCUGUCCAGGCUCACCGCAAUAAUACCGGCACGGUCGCACCCCCGCCGCCUGCCCCUUCCCUUCGUGGACCCUUGAGAUACCCAUCGCUCUUUUCUUUCCUCUAGAUACCCCAUUGCGUGUCGAGCGCUCUCACACCUCCUCUUCUCCCCUCCCUCCGCCUAGACCCCUCCCGCCGCCGCCAUGCGUCCCGAGGUCGAGCAAGAGCUCUCGCACACGCUGCUCAUCGAGCUGCUCGCAUACCAAUUCGCCUCGCCCGUGAGGUGGAUCGAGACGCAGGAUGUCGUCCUCGGCGAGAAGACGACGGAGCGCAUCGUCGAGGUCGGCCCUGCCGACACGCUGGGUGUCAUGGCGAAGCGAACCCUCGCCUCCAAGUACGAAGCACACGACGCCGCCCUCUCGGUGCAACGCCAGAUCCUGUGCUACAACAAGGACGCGAAGGACAUCUACUACGAUGUGGACCCUGUAGAAGACGAGCCAGAGCCCGCCGCGCCCAGCGGAGAUGCUCCAGCUGCGUCUUCGUCAGCGCCCACCGCCGCCGCGCCUGCUGCAGCACCCCCACCACCUAGCGCAGGUCCCGCAGCACAGGUCCCGGAUGCCCCAGUCACGGCAACCGACAUCCUGCGGGCGCUCGUUGCUCAGAAGCUGAAGAAGCCUCUGGCCGACGUUCCCCUCAGCAAGGCGAUCAAAGAUCUUGUUGGAGGCAAGUCCACCCUACAGAAUGAGAUCCUCGGAGACUUGGGCAAGGAGUUUGGCUCAACACCUGAGAAGCCGGAAGACACACCCUUGGACGAGUUAGGUGCCGCGAUGCAGGCGACCUUCAAUGGUCAGCUUGGCAAGCAGUCCUCCUCGCUCAUUGCCCGCCUGGUGUCAUCUAAGAUGCCUGGUGGCUUCAACAUCACAUCAGUCCGCAAGCACCUCGAGACCCGGUGGGGUUUGGCACAAGGACGCCAGGACGGUGUUCUGCUGCUUGCGCUCACAAAUGAGCCCGCUGCCCGUCUUGGAUCGGAGAACGACGCGAAAGCGUGGUUGGACGACAUUUCGAACAAAUACGCGGCACAGGCUGGCAUUAGCCUCUCUGCUCCGGCAGCAGGUGGCGAUGCCGGUGGUGCGGCAGGAGGCAUGAUGAUGGACCCCGCUGCCAUCGAUGCUCUCACCAAGGACCAGCGCCAAUUGUUCAAGCAACAGCUCGAGCUCUUCGCGCGUUAUCUGAAGAUGGACCUGCGCGCCGGCGACAAGGCAUUCCUCGACUCCCAGAAGGCCUCUUCUGCACUCCAAGCGCAGCUGGACCUCUGGACUGCCGAGCACGGAGACUUCUAUGCUUCUGGCAUUGAGCCCCAAUUCACACCGCUCAAGGCUCGUGUUUACGACUCGUCGUGGAACUGGGCCCGCCAGGAUGCCCUCAGCAUGUACUAUGAUAUCAUCUUUGGCCGGCUCAAGGCCGUCGAUCGCGAGAUUGUCAGCCGCUGUAUCCAGAUCAUGAACCGCUCAAAUCCUUUGCUGCUCGACUUCAUGCAAUACCACAUCGACCACUGCCCAACGGAACGUGGCGAGACAUACGAGCUUGCCAAGGAGCUCGGUCAGCAGCUCAUCGAAAACUGCAAGGAUGUUCUCAACGAAGCCCCCGUGUUCAAGGAUGUUGCUGUACCUACUGGCCCCCACUUGGAGAUUGAUGCCAAGGGUGGCAUGAACUACGCCGAGGUACAAAGGCCAAGCGUACGCAAGCUGGAGCAUUACGUCAAGGAGAUGGCUGAAGGCGGCAAGUUGUCCGAAUAUGGCAACCGCACCAAGGUCCAGAAUGACCUGCAGCGUAUCUACAAGCUCAUCAAGCAACAGCACAAGCUUUCCAAGUCGUCGCAGCUGCAGAUCAAGAGCUUAUACAGCAACGUCAUCCGUUCCUUGUCGAUGAACGAAGGCCAGAUCAUUCCCAAUGAGAACGGCAAGGCUAUCAACGGCAAGAAGGGUCGCAAUGGUCGUGUGCAUGCUCCUUCGAAGCAGGGCAAGGUCGAGACAGUCCCAUUCCUUCACUUGAAGAGGAAGGACGACCAUGGCUGGGAGUACAGCAAGAAGCUCACAGGCGUCUACCUCGACUGCCUUGAAAGUGCUGCCAAGGACGGUGUCACCUUCCAGGGCAAAUACGCUUUGAUGACUGGUGCUGGUGCUGGGUCCAUCGGUGCAGAGGUCCUCCAGGGCUUGAUCAGCGGUGGCGCCCACGUCGUCGUGACCACUUCGCGCUUCUCUCGUGAAGUCAACGAGUACUACCAGUCCAUGUACACUCGCUAUGGUGCUCGUGGCUCUCAGCUUAUCGUAGUUCCCUUCAACCAGGGCAGCAAGCAGGAUGUUGAGGCCCUGGUCGACUACAUCUUCGAUGCCAAGAAUGGUCUCGGAUGGGAUCUCGACUACAUUGUUCCUUUCGCUGCCAUCUCGGAGAAUGGACGCGAGAUUGACGGCUUGGAUUCCAAAUCUGAACUUGCUCACCGCAUCAUGUUGACCAACCUGCUUCGUCUGCUCGGUGCUGUCAAGACUCAGAAGGCCGCAUACGGUUACGAGACAAGACCGGCACAAGUUAUCCUCCCUCUUUCGCCCAACCACGGAACCUUCGGCAACGACGGUUUGUACGCCGAGUCCAAGAUUGCCUUGGAAACCCUCUUCAGCAGGUGGCACUCUGAAAGCUGGGGCAGCUUCCUCACCAUCUGCGGAGCCAUCAUUGGCUGGACCCGUGGUACCGGACUGAUGGCCGGUAACAACAUCGUCGCUGAGGGUGUGGAGAAGUACGGUGUCCGCACCUUCAGCCAGCAGGAGAUGGCCUUCAACUUGCUCGGCCUGAUGGCGCCUCCCAUUGUAAACCUUUGCCAGAUUGAGCCUGUUUGGGCUGAUCUGAACGGAGGUUUCCAAUACAUUCCUAACCUCAAGGACCUCAUGACUGAUCUCCGCAAAGAGUACACAGAGACCAGUGAGGUUCGCAAGGCCGUCAUCAAGGAGAAUGCCAUUGAGAACAAGAUCGUCAACGGCGAGGCCAGCGAAGCGCUGUACAAGAAGGCCACCGUCGAACCGAGAGCCAACAUCAAGUACGACUUCCCUAAGCUUCCUGAUUGGGAGAGCGAAGUAAAGCCUCUCAACGAAGACCUCAAGGGAAUGGUCGAUCUCGAGAAGGUGGUUGUCGUAACCGGUUUCGCUGAGAUUGGUCCCUGGGGUAAUUCCAGGACGCGAUGGGAGAUGGAAGCGUACGGCGAGUUCUCCCUCGAGGGCUGUGUCGAGAUGGCCUGGAUGACUGGUCUCAUCAAGAACCACAACGGCCCGCUCAAGGGCAAGAGCUACUCUGGUUGGGUGGAUGCCAAGACUGGAGAGCCAGUCGAUGACAAGGACAUCAAGUCCAAGUACGAGAAGCACAUCCUUGAGCACUCGGGUAUCCGUCUCAUUGAACCUGAGCUCUUCCAUGGAUAUGACCCCACCAAGAAGCAGCUUCUCCAGGAGAUCCAAGUCGAAGAGGAUCUUGAUCCUUUUGAGGCUUCCAAGGAGAAUGCUGACGAGUUCAAGCGACAGCACGGUGACAAGGUAGAGAUCUUCGAGAUCCCGGAUUCUGGAGAGUACACUGUCCGCUUAAAAAAGGGUGCGACGUUGUUGAUCCCCAAGGCGCUCCGCUUCGACCGCCUUGUUGCUGGCCAGGUCCCCACUGGCUGGAACGCGAAGAUAUAUGGUAUCCCAGACGACAUCAUUUCCCAAGUCGACCCUGUGACGCUUUAUGUUCUCGUCUCCACGGCUGAGUGUCUGCUCUCCAGCGGUAUUACCGACCCGUACGAGUUCUACAAGUACGUCCACUUGUCUGAAGUUGGCAACUGUAUUGGUUCCGGUAUCGGUGGUACGACCGCCCUUCGUGGCAUGUACAAGGACCGCUUCCUCGACAAGCCUGUUCAGAAGGACAUUCUGCAGGAGUCGUUCAUCAACACGAUGAGUGCAUGGAUCAACAUGUUACUCAUGUCGUCCACUGGACCUAUCAAGACUCCAGUCGGUGCUUGCGCCACUGCCGUAGAGUCCAUCGAUAUUGGAUACGACACUAUUGUUGAAGGCAAGGCUCGUGUCUGCUUUGUUGGUGGUUUCGAUGACUUCCAAGAGGAAGGGUCUUACGAAUUCGCCAACAUGAAGGCCACGAGCAACGCUGAAGACGAAUUUGCUCACGGUCGCACACCUCAGGAAAUGUCUCGUCCGACUACGACCACCCGAAACGGCUUCAUGGAGUCUCAGGGCUGCGGUAUGCAAGUGAUCAUGGACGCUCGCCUUGCCAUCGACAUGGGAGUUCCUAUCUACGGUGUCCUUGGUUUCACUGCCACGGCCACUGACAAGAUCGGACGUUCGGUUCCUGCUCCCGGUAAGGGUGUGUUGACCACUGCUCGUGAGGUGCCCUCCAAGUUCCCGUCGCCCCUGCUGGACAUCAAGUACCGAAAGAGACAGAUGGAUCUCCGCCGGAAGCAGAUCAAGCAAUGGCAGGAAUCCGAGUUGAUGUACCUCCAGGAGGAAGUGGCCGCGAUGAAGGAUGCUGCUGAGAGCUUCGAUGAGUCAGAGUAUUUGCAGGAGCGUGCUGCUCACAUUGAGCGUGAAGCCAAGCGACAAGAAAAGGAUGCCCUCAACAGCCUCGGAAACAACUUCUGGAAACAGGACUCCCGCAUUGCUCCUCUCCGUGGUGCCCUUGCUACUUGGGGUCUCACUAUUGAUGACCUCGACGUUGCCUCUUUCCACGGUACUUCCACCGUCGCCAAUGACAAGAACGAGUCGGAUGUCAUUUGCCAGCAAAUGCGCCACCUCGGUCGGUCAAAGGGCAAUGCGCUUUUGGGUAUCUUCCAGAAGUAUCUCACCGGUCAUCCCAAGGGUGCUGCAGGUGCAUGGAUGUUCAACGGCUGCUUGCAAGUCCUCAACUCAGGUCUUGUACCGGGCAAUCGCAACGCAGACAAUGUCGACAAGAUCAUGGAAAAAUUCGACUACAUUGUCUAUCCAUCCCGGACUAUUCAGACAGACGGUAUCAAGGCCUUUUCAGUCACGUCUUUCGGUUUCGGUCAGAAGGGUGCCCAGGCGAUUGGUAUCCACCCGAAGUACCUGUAUGCUGCGCUUGACCACAAUGAGUUUGCGACCUACAAGGCCAAGGUGGAAGCUCGUCAGAAGACUGCUUACCGUUACUUCCACGAUGCCCUCAUCAACAACACCAUGUUCCGUGCCAAGGACAAGUCGCCCUACGAGGAGGAGAGGAUGCAGGAGGUCUUCCUCAACCCCAGGGCGCGUGUCACCGUCGACCAGAAGACGAAGAAGUACACCUUCCCCAAGAACCUCGACACGGGUGCACUCAAGAAGGACGCAAAGGCACAGGAGACACAGAAAAUGCUCGAGUCAAUCACUCAAGCAUCUGCCUCCGCAAACACCAAGGUCGGUGUCGAUGUUGAGCGCAUCGAUGCUAUCAACAUCGAAAACGACACCUUCCUGGAGCGAAAUUUCACUGCGCAAGAGAUCGCGUACUGCCAAAAGGCUGCGAGCCCGCAGUCCAGUUUUGCGGGCAAGUGGUCCGCCAAGGAGGCUGUGUUCAAGUCGCUCGGUGUGAAGGGUCAGGGUGCUGGUGCCGCACUAAAGGACAUUGAAAUCGUCAACGACGAGAACGGCGCACCAGCUGUUAAGCUCUCCGGUAGCGCACAGCAAGAAGCCAAGCGCGUUGGCAUGAAGAAGGUCACAAUCAGCAUUAGCCACUCGGACGACCAAGCCGUCGCUGUCGCUGUUGCUUCCUUCUAGGAGAACCAAGGAUUGGCGAGAUAUCUGGCGAAGCAAGUUUAGACAGGAUUAGAUCAUUGUUUACCUUAAUUUCCUGGUAUGUUAGCCUGCCUGUGAGUAGAGGCGUAAUCGUACUUUUUUUUUUUUGGCGUGGUUGGCUUUUUGGAGCGUCCGUCGUCGCAACGUUGCCUCGGCACGUCUCUCGGGCUGUAUGUAUGUGUAGUAGAUAAUUAUUGGUAAGCGCGGCGAGCUGCGUGUAUAUUUUAAUGCAUCAUGUA